This is a messenger RNA of Benincasa hispida (wax gourd), 3147 nucleotides long. RefSeq names its product SAP domain-containing protein. The record is from RefSeq and is a predicted model, not a curated record. Lineage: Eukaryota; Viridiplantae; Streptophyta; Magnoliopsida; Cucurbitales; Cucurbitaceae. Gene Ontology annotation, molecular function: nucleic acid binding.
CUCCCAUCCUUCCGCUAUCAAACUCACAUCGACGAAGCAAAAAACCCUAGAAGCCCCCCACCCUCUCUUCGCUCUGUUUCUGCUUUCUUCUGCGCCAUUGAUUUCCAUACAUAAAUUUGUGUUAAAAACAACACAUUUCCUUUUAUCUCUACCAAUUUCGUUUUCUUCUUCUGUUUCUUCUCUCGUCUUCCUUUGUUUUCAGGUUACAGCGACGAGUUGAGGCACUGGUUUCGGGGACCCAUUUUGUUUUUCUAAACUUUUUUUUUCCUUUUUUCUUUUGGGAGUUGUAAUAUUAGGAGUUUUUGUUGUGGGUUUUCUUGAAUGGCUGCUGUGAUUUUUCCCUUUUAAUCUCUAAUGGUGGGUUUUGUCUUAUGGAAUUAGGGUUACAGUUUUCCUUUCAUUUCUUCAUCUAAGGAAUUCUUGGCCUCUGUUUAUCCUUUACUGUCUGCAACGUGAAGCAAAUACUUCCGUUUGAAUUUUUAGUUUUGACUUUAGCGGGAUGUCUUCCAAAUCGAAAUAUUCUGUUCUUGAUAAUCGACCGAUUGAUCAGUGGAAGGUUGCGGAGUUGAAAGAGGAGCUUAAGAGACGGAAAUUGACCAUCAAGGGCCUGAAGGAAGAUUUGGUAAAACGGUUAGAUGAAGCACUUCGAAUUGAAAGGGAAGAAAAUGGUGAGGAAACCAAUGGUGUUGAUGAUGACCCUCCAGUUACAGAUAGUGACAAUAAUCAAGAGCAUGCGUCUAUUGUUUCUGAAACGACGAAAGAAUCAAAUGAAGACGCUAACAUGAUCGAGAAUGUAGAUGAUGUUGGAGUUCGGGUUGACAAGGAUGAUAGUAAUGCAGCUGUGGGCGAAGGUGAAGUUCAAGAUGGGGUUGGUCUUAAUGGUUCUCCUAGGGUAGAAGAGGGCUCGUCCAUCCAUGUCACUACAGUGGAAACUAAAGUUACUGUAACUGAAACUGUGAUAUCUGAAGUAGCGUUAGGUGUGGAAGGUUUGCAAAACAUGGAAAGCAAGGAUAAUGAGGAUUCAAAAGUCCAGUCGGAGAUUGAGGAAUCGAGGUCCCAGCUAGAUAGUGAGGAUUCAAAGCACCAGCUGGAUAGUGAGGAAUCAAAGCCCCAACUGGUUAGUGAGGAUUCAAAGCCCCAGCUUGAUAGUGAGGAUUCAAAGCCCCAGCUUGAUAGUGAGGAUUCAAAGCCCCAGCUGGAUAAUGAGGAUUCAAAGUCCCAGCUGGAUGAUGUAAAUAUGGAGCUCCAGGUGGAGAAUGAGAAUUUGAAGUCUCAACAGGCAGAUCUCAUGCACGACUCUUCUGCUCCAGACGACCAGGUAUCUGAGGUCAGCCCUGUUUUAGGGUCUCAAGUAAGAACUGAUUCUAUUUCUACUGAUUCUGUGACAAUUAAUGAAAUGAUUGAACUAAAGGAAAAUAUAUCUGCUGACCAUGUAAAAUUAGAACUAGAUGUUAAGCAGGAGAUGGUGGAACCAUCAUCCAGCAUUAUUGUCCCAGAUGCUGGCGAAUCACAUCCGAUGGAUGUUGAAGAGCCGCCUGUGAACAAGAAUGUUGAAGAGUCACUUGCAAACAGAGAUGUUGUGGAGUCACCUGAGAACAAAGAUGUUGUAGAGCCUAUUGUGAAAGAUGUUGAGGAGAAACAUGGUGUUAAGGACAUAAUUUCUGAGCUUCAUGAGAAGCAUGAUGGUGAAGAUGUGGGGUUCUCUGAAAAGCUUAAUUUAGAUAGAAGUUCUGGGGAUGAUUCAAUAGAAGAUGCAAUAGAGAAUAAGACUGAUUCAGGAUAUAAUCCUGAAGAAAUGGGAGAUAAGAAUGUAAAAAAUGAGGGCCUUAUAUCCAAAGAGGAAAAGGUUGCAGACAUAGCAGUGCGAGGCUCAUCUGCAGACAAAAAGAAUAUUGAUAUAGAGAAUGACGUUUCAUCUUUGCCUGCUGAAAAAAGAAGGCUUCAUGAUCAAGCAGUGGUUGGAAAUGAGUCCGUAAAGAGACAGCGGAGGUGGAAUUCUGAAAACCUCAAAAUUCCAGAGCCCCAAAAUGCUGCUCAUACGUCCACUAGUAAUUCAAAGGACAUUCAUCAAUCCACUGCUCCGAAACGCAACUUCUCUAGAUCUGACUCCACAGCUAGUGAAGAUCCAUCAAAGGAACGUGUUGUUCCACCAUCACCGAAACCUCCCACAAAUUCACUAAGAAUUGAUCGUUUUCUGCGUCCAUUUACCCUCAAAGCUGUGCAAGAACUUUUGGGCAAGACUGGCAAUGUCACAAGUUUCUGGAUGGAUCACAUCAAGACACAUUGCUACGUAACUUACUCAUCAGUGGAAGAAGCCAUGAAGACUAGAGAUGCUGUUUACAACCUCCAAUGGCCACCAAAUGGUGGGCGUCUUCUUAUGGCCGAGUUUGUUGAUCCUCAAGAAGUAAAAAAUCGAGUAGAAGCUCCACAGACUCCUACACCUGCGGCGGUUGCUCCACCAGUCUCUAAUGUGCUCCCACCCGUGCAACCUGAGCCUUCACCUCGUCAACCAAGGCAGCAACAUGCUCCGCCACCUUCUCUUCCACCACCCCCACCCACAAACAACCUUGCUCAAGCAAGGGAGCAGCUACCACUCCCACCUCCACCUGCACUUCCUGAUAAAGUCGACACUCCUAUUGUCACCUUAGAUGACCUCUUCAGGAAAACAAAAGCUACUCCUCGCAUCUACUAUUUACCUUUAUCAGACGAACAGGUGCAGGUAAAACAAACAGCAGCAGCAAGGGGAAAAGACACUAAGCAGUAAGUCGAGACAAUGCCGGGCUUAGGUGUUGUAUCCUUGCUGCUGCUUGAUGUGCCCUGUGGAUUCCUUAGUGAGUUUAGAUUUUGGAAAGGUAAAAGGCAUAGAGUGGCAUGUUUUGAAUGUCUUGAGUGCUUGCAGGGAGGAAUUUAUCUCUGUAGAGCUGACAUUGGAGGGUUUUGGAAUAGAACCGGAUCGGUAGGUGUAUUUUUUUUUCUUGCAUAUUAAUUAGGAUAUUGAGAUUGACUUCUAAGAAAAGGAUUACUUUGUAUUUGGUUAUGUAAUCAUGUUUCUGUCGGAACAAAAGAACCUAUGAUGAGUUAGAUUUGUAGUAUCAUAUGAUGCCUUCCUGAAAAUUUCAUGACGCUAACCUCUUUGGAUCAGAUUCA